This is a messenger RNA of Prunus armeniaca (apricot), 225 nucleotides long. NCBI's taxonomy places the organism in Eukaryota, Viridiplantae, Streptophyta, Magnoliopsida, Rosales, Rosaceae. The record is from the annotation of a GenBank genome assembly.
AUGGCAUUCUUACACGAGAGGAUGCUUAUUAUGCAAGUCUCGUUGGUAAUGGUGGCGGUGGCGACUACAGCAGUUCAAUUAGCCCUGCCAAACUGCCCAGACAAGUGCGGAGAUGUCACAAUUCCAUACCCAUUUGGCAUUACUGAAAAGGGUUCCAUGGGACCCGAGCCCCACCUCACUCUUCUCCUGGCCCAAAAAGAAGCGUGUUCAUAUGAUUCUAUCUAG